UUGUUUUCUUAUCCCACACCACCACACACUCAUUUGAGGUCUGGAAAGCGGCUUUGUGCGUAGCCGUUUCUUUUAGCGAAAAAGUGCUCAUUAUGGUGAUUUUAUUGCUCACGCAAUAAUUUCAGUUUGCUUGAGUUAAUCGCAGUGAAUAUUCAUUAACGUGCGAGCGAUGGCGAAGCUUGUGGACGUCUUUGUGACGGAAGAAAACACCCCUAUCAAAAAGAGGCAACUUCCUCUCGAUGUCGACGAAAACUUAUCCAUGAUUCUGGAUCUUACCAACUCCAACAUUAUCGGCGAAGGCACAACCUCAAAGGGAAAAGACUACGAAACCUUUCUGUCACUCUACAGCUUGCUCUCGUUUGAAGACAUCAAUAAAGCAUUCCGAGUAAAUUGCAAAGAUGUCUUGGACAUCUUGAGCCAGACAAUUCCCUGUGUUGGCUGCCGAAGGAGUGUGGAAAAGAUGUUCUACACAUUGAAGAAGUUUGGUCAUCCUACUUUUCAUCCUAUAGAGGUUACUAAGGAAGGAUUCUUGAUCGUCAGCAAAUCAGCCCUUGAAGAUCCGCCAACCCUUUGUGCGCUGCUGCGUGAUCAUGAGAGCAGGUUGAACUCGCUAGCUGACGGGCCUCAGCGGUCUAAGAAAAGGCCCCGCUGCACCCUGCACACCCUAGAAACCCAGAGACACCGCGGUGCCAUCGGCAACUGGCUGGACGUUUGGGACGCGAUGUAUCCGAUUUGCAGAGAAGAGGCGCUGCUGGUCGAAACCUCUGUACUGUUGCAGACCCUGGAGGCGUACCUCCGCAAGCACCGCUUCUGCACAGAGUGCCGCAACAAAGUGCUUCAGGCAUACUCUCUGCUGGUCGCCGACGGAGACACGCCUGUGCCUCCUGACGGUGUCGCACAACCCACUGCUGAAGAGCUCAAAGGCUACCAGAAGGCGUUGUAUGAUGGCAUCGAGUACUGCUCUGAUGAAAAGCACUUGCACAUCAAGUGCAGCACCGACUUUGUUAGUCAGCUCAUCAAUAGAGCUGAGCCAGAGCUCAACGGAAGUCGUAGAGAGAGGCAUGCCAAGACUUUGGAGGUGGCUCAAGAGGAAGUCCUUACUUGCAUCGGGCUUUGUCUCUAUGACCGGCUCCACAGAAUCCAGCAAAGGCUGAGAGAGGAAGAGAGAACUGCCAAGGUUCUGGCUGCAGCUGCCACGCAAGCGUUGGGCCGAAACUUUCAGUUGGCAGUAGAUGAAAAGAGGGGCAUGUCAAAACUCAUGCUACUCUACGAGGAAAUCACCAAGGAAGAACUUGCAAAGGAGAUCCGCAAGGAAAACAAAAAGCAGAAAAGGAAGAAGAAGAAAGAAAAGAAGGCGGAAGAAAAAGAGAGUAACUGUGAGUGUGGUGAGGAGCAACCCUGCAAAAACCCGGCUUGCCUGUGUGAAGAUAGCGAAGACGGCAAAGACAUCAUUGAUGAGAAGAAAAAGGUCGUGUUGAGCCGUAAACUGUCGUGCGCGACAAAUAAAAAAGGCACCAAACACCAUCCGCAGCUCAUGGUUCAGCAGAAUUGUAGUGGCGGCGGCGGUUCUGUUGGCAUGGCGGCCGCGUCUUGUGACUCGUGUCAAAGUGCUCAGAAAAAUCCUGCCAACAAGUGGUCAGCCAGGUGUUCCAGCCAGCAGUCGCAUGACUUUGGAUACUCGUCAGAGGGAAAUGAAACCAUUUCUGGCUCAUGCAGCCUGCCCAGUUCACCAGAGGGAUCUGAAGUCGCUUGUUCGGAUGGCUUCUGCAACCACGAUGAUUGUGCUGAGGCAAGUAAAGAGAACAACACCCUCAGAGAAUUGUUAUGGCAAAAGAAGUCUUUGGUCGAUAAUGGCCCAAGAACAUUAUUGCAGAUGUUAGAGGAUACGCCGACACUUGAUGAGGAAGACAGCGAGAGCAGUUUCAUUCCAGCAGAGGAUGUGAAAGCAUUUGAAGCUCAAAUGGAGGAAGUAAAAGAGAAGAGAAGAGAGUUGCGUGAAAUCCUUAGAGCUCGUUUCGAGAUCCUGUGCAACAAUCCUUGUUGAAACCCAGUAAAACUAAGCAUUGGCAGCCCCAGUUGACUCCCCAAUAUUUUUCAUAUUUUUUAGAAAGUUGUAUUUACGAUGCUAUAUUUUUUUUGUGGUCAAAAUCAAACUUGAGGAAUGGUAAUUUUGUCACAGAAAGCAGUAAAAACUCGAUCAAAGACAGAUAAAAGGUGAACUAACUAUGGAGUUGUUUGCUAUCCUUAUUGCCUUGUUUGAAAUGCAUGAUGCCUUCAAAAAGAUUCCAUUUAUCCAGUGUUGAUUCCAUUAGAUAUUAAUUACCCUUUAAGUGAUAGUGUCAAAUAAUCGAGUUUAUACUGUUGAUGAAUAAUCGAAUUCAAUUUUGUACUCGUCACAGAUGCGUUAUUUUUGUUGCGAGAAAUCUUGUUGAAUCGCUGCCUGGCGAUCUAUAAUCGAUGCAAACUCUGUCGCGUCUGAGUACUGAUUAAAUUCUAACUGAUGUGGCUUCAUUCAUUUGCGCCAGCAUUCUGCUGGCUCUCACUAGAAAAUAAUUUGGAAUUAAAUUGCAGUUUUUGAGCCCUUUCCCUUUGGAGCAUAGCAAUUAUUCAACCUACAGGACUCUUUGUGUAGUUUCGUAUAUAUUUAGUUAUUGUGUAACAGAUUCAAACCUUCGCCGCUCAUUUGUCUACAUUGUAGUUUUUUUCUUCAAAAUACAAGGAACCUGCACAUGGAUGAAAAA
This is a messenger RNA of Cloeon dipterum, 2741 nucleotides long. Its product is annotated as gametogenetin-binding protein 2. The record is from RefSeq and is a predicted model, not a curated record. Bases 170 to 2044 code for a protein of 624 amino acids. Gene Ontology annotation, cellular component: nucleus; cytoplasm. The transcript has 9 exons. NCBI's taxonomy places the organism in Eukaryota, Metazoa, Arthropoda, Insecta, Ephemeroptera, Baetidae.